This is a messenger RNA of Strongylocentrotus purpuratus (purple sea urchin), 852 nucleotides long. RefSeq names its product histamine H3 receptor-like. Lineage: Eukaryota; Metazoa; Echinodermata; Echinoidea; Camarodonta; Strongylocentrotidae. The record is from RefSeq and is a predicted model, not a curated record. The coding region runs from base 1 to 852 and encodes 283 amino acids. Gene Ontology annotation, molecular function: G protein-coupled receptor activity. Gene Ontology annotation, cellular component: membrane. The transcript has 2 exons. Gene Ontology annotation, biological process: adenylate cyclase-activating adrenergic receptor signaling pathway.
AUGGUGAUUGUUGCUUAUAUUCGAAGUCAUCCGAUCAGAGCCAGCGUUGCUAAUAUCUUCAUUCUGAACCUGGGCAUCACUGAUUUCAUUGUAGGAGCCUUCAUGUGGCCCGUCAAUCUAACAUGGCUCAUCAAAGGUCACUGGGCAUUUGGUGAGCUCCUCUGUAAGGUGUGGUUAAUAGCCGAUUACACAGUGAGUGUAGUGUCUGUUUUAACCAUGGUACUCAUCAGCUGGGAUCGCUAUUGUCUCUUAACCAUGGGGGCACAGUAUCAUACUUAUCAGACUAAGAAGCGACUGUCAUUGAUCGUCUCUUUCAAAUGGACAGUUGUUUGUAUGUGGUACACUCUCCUUGCGUUUGCUUGGAGUCCCAUAACUGGUCAGUACAAUGUGAAUUAUGCUAAUAACUGUGAGAUGGAAUUUUCAUACAGUCUUGGUGGAACAAUUGUCGUGAAUGUGCUAGAGUUCUUCAUUCCGUUUACAACCCUGCUCAUCCUGAAUAUGGCUGUGUAUGCUAAUAUCAAACGGAGAUCGAGAGGUAUUGUCGGACCAAGUCCUUUGACCAACCAACUGACUCUAUCCAUCUCAAGAAACCACGAACAAUCCGACCAUCCGUCAUGUCCGAGAAACGACGGUCACUCUGCAAGACAAGUUUUCAAUGACCAAGAUAGAGAGGGAAUCUCAUUUAAUAAUUCCGCCAAUAAUGCUCCUGAAGCCAGCGAAGCCCAGGCACAUGGACGCCCAACCGGCAACAGAGUUAUGGGCAGUUCGGAGACAAAGGAACGGACAUUCGCAAGACAUCGUAAAGCCGCUGUUGUCCUUGCAGUCCUUUUUGAUAUCGAAGCAAACCUCUAG